GUGGAGGGAGACAGCUGACCCAGCAGUAACUAGCGAGUGUUGGUGGAGGGAGACAGCUGACCCAGCAGUAACUAGUGAGUGUUGGUGGAGGGAGACAGCUGACCCAGCAGUAACUAGUGAGUGCUGUGGAGGAGCAAGACCAACACAGCAGGAUGGCCGGAACUAUAAUGACGGCACUGAGGGCCAUUACUGUGGAACCUGUCAUGCUCGUCGACGGAGCGUGCAAAGAGGCCAUGCUCCUCUUCAUCGAGAAUGUUCAGUUGAACAAGAUAUGCUCCGUCAACUUCGGGCUCCCCCCACAUGUAUGCGCCAACUUGUCGGCUCAUCCGGAGGAGAGUGUGCGCGUCCAGCGAGAGUUCUCAGUCUUCACCUUCUACAACAGCAUCAUCUUGUCUGUGUUGCCUCUCGUCUUUGUCCUCUUCAUGGGAGCCUGGAGUGACAAGUAUGGACGGAAGAUUCCCAUGUUGGUCACACUGGUGGGUCACGUGCUGUACGCUGGGGGCUACCUGCUGGCCAACUGGCAGACCAGCUGGCCGGUGGAGGUGAUCUACUUUGUAACGUUCCUCGAGGCCUUGGGAGGCACUAAUGCCGGCAUCCUGUCCUCUACCGUCAGCUACAUCAGUGACAUCAGCAAGGAAGCUCAGCGCACGUCUCGCAUCAGCACUGCCAACUCCAUGUGGUUCUUAGGUGGCCCUAUUGGCACUCUGAUUGGCGCUCUGGUCAUCAAAUACAGCGGCUAUGACUUGGCUCUGGGCCUCGUCCUGAUUGCCUACUUCCUCACAGCUCUUUACGUGGUGGUCUUCAUCAAGGAGAGUCACGGACCCUUCGCCAAGAAGGAGCUUCAGGCUAAAGGCUCCAUCAAGGACGACUCGAGCUUGCCGAUUAAGAAAGUGUCAAUUGCCACAAUGGUGGCAGACUUCUUCAACUGGAGGCGCGUUGUGGAGUCGUUCAAGACAGCCUUUAAGAAGCGUGACGGCAAUGCCAGGACGGUCUUGUUAGCUGUGAUGGCCGGCAAUAUGAUGCGACGAAUGGCCAGAGGAUUCUUCAUGUACCUGUUCGUCCGCCGGACCUUGCACUGGGACGCUACCGAGUACGGCUACUGGAUCACCUACCGCAACCUGAUGGCAGCCCUCGGUUCACUGUUCCUGGUGCCGUUCCUGACGCGGCUCCUGUCCUUCACUGACGCCUCGCUGGUGGUGGCCGGGGCCGUGUCCAUGAUCGGGGAGUAUCUAUGUUAUGGUCUGGUCAAUGGCCCUCCCCAGGAAUUCCUCAUCUGGCUGGGACCGCCAGCAGGCCUAAUCUCUAACGCAAUUGUGAUCGCAUUCAAGUCCAUGUCCACCAAACUUGUCACCACCGAGGAGAAAGGUCGCAUCAACGCGGUGAUGGCGGCCCUCAACGGUCUGAUGCCCAUGAUGGGCUACGCCGUCUACUCUCCUCUCUACUACAACACUGUCGACACCUUCCCCGCUGCCCAGUUCUUCUUUGCUGCCAGUCUCAACGUCAUCAUCAUGGUCACUUUCAUCGUGGUGGAAGUGGUGCGUCAUACGUCUUCCCACGACGCAGAGGACCUGGAAGCCGGAAGUAAGACGCAUGGAGUUUGGAUCACAGAGCUCUUCAAGAAGAGGCCGUCUGCCACUGUCAGUUCCGUUGCUAGAACUCUGAACAGUGUGAGAAAAAGACGCACAUCCCAGAAAUGCGAAGAGACGUCUACCCCAAUCCCACGAGAGACGUCUACCUCAUCCCCACAAGAGACGUCUACCUCAACCCCACAAGAGACGUCUACCUCGAGCCAACAGGAGACGACUCUUACUAACCUCCAAUCAUCCACCAGCCCCCUGGAGACAUCCUCCGCGCUCCACGCCUCCAUCGAUGAAAACACUGAGGCAGCUGUUGCUUCAGGUGACAACAGGCCGCCAACAGUGGGAAGCAAGAGUCUGAAAAGUGAGGCAAAUGAGGCAAGAGAUACCACAAAGAAGCAAGAAGCACCCGGGUGCUACGCAAGCGGAUUAAGCGACGCAGAGAUCACAGCGUCGGAAAGGUUACCAGCGGAGAAUAUCGCCGAGAACGAGGCCGUUCGAGACUCAUCACACAAUAAACACAAAACCCAGUGACAAGCGAGCACAAACACACCAAAAUGAGCAGCAGUAUUUUUUUCCGUUGAUUUAAGCAGGUACUUGUGCAAACAGUGGUUAGCAGAGGCGAUUCAUAACAGAAUAGACCCGAGUUCGAUUCCCGGGCAGGACGAGACAUCUGCGCAUAUUUCCUUUGUUCACCUAGCAGUAAAUACACAUGAAUUAGACAACUGUUGUGACUUAUAUCCUGAAGAUAGUAAGUCCUUGGCCUAGGGGUACCUUACACCUGAUGCCUUUGUUCACCUAGCAGUAAAAACAGGUACCCGGGAGUUAGUCAACUGUUGUGGAUUGCAUCUUCCUCUCCCCUGACAAUGGGCAACUAUACAGAGUUGGCCCAUUUUGGUGAGUUACCCCUACAUACAGUUCUCUUACCGUGACCAACACGGACCAGCCUCCAGGGGACUGAGGACAAAUAUUUAUAUCCUGUAGCUCAUAUGUAAUUACAGUACAUUAUAUAUUUUAUUUAUUUUCUAUUGUGUGACUAACUCUAACACACAUUUGUAUAUAUUUUAUCAAAGAUAUUUUCCAAAGAAG
Messenger RNA from Procambarus clarkii (red swamp crayfish), 2666 nucleotides. Its product is annotated as proton-coupled folate transporter. Gene Ontology annotation, molecular function: transmembrane transporter activity. Gene Ontology annotation, biological process: transmembrane transport. Gene Ontology annotation, cellular component: membrane. The record is from RefSeq and is a predicted model, not a curated record. NCBI's taxonomy places the organism in Eukaryota, Metazoa, Arthropoda, Malacostraca, Decapoda, Cambaridae.